AUGGCCGAGCAAUUACUCACGAGUGCACUCUUCGACGUCUCAGGACGUUCGAUUGCCAUUACAGGCGCAGCAAGCGGCAUUGGCCGUAUGCUAGCGCGCGGGUUCUUUGUCAACAAAGCGUCUGUCAUCUUGAUCGAUGUCAACGAAAAGUCUUUGAAAGAAACACAAGAAGAGUUGAAACAACUUGCAGAAACGACCGGAAGCACCGCCAGUAUCGAAUUAUUUGCUGGAGAUCUCUCAACCGAGGAGGGGGUACAGAAGGUGAUAGCUGCAGUCAAGGCAGGUCGGCAAUCACUAGACGCGUUAGUCCACUGUGCCGGCAUACGAUACAUGAACGAAAUCACCUACAGACCAGGAGACAGUCUCGAGCAACUUGAAAAGGCGACGCUCUCUGCGCCGUAUGCGGGAUGGGAACAGGUGUUCCGAGUAAACGUACUCGCUCCAUACUACCUCACAGCGGGCCUGGUGACGCUUUUGGGUGCGGCUGCAGCCAAGGGCGAAGGACGAGGUUCAGUGAUCAUGUUCAGCAGCCCCGCCAGCGUGCACAACCACCAGUUCGUCCCUUGCUAUCAAACAUCCAAGGCUGCUGUGGACCACCUUGUCAGAAUCAUGGCAAUGGAAUUUGCCGACUACUACAUACGAGUCAAUGCCAUUUCGCCUGGCAUUGUUCCGUCGGGCAUGACCACCAACGACGCCAACUCGAACCUUCACUUGGCUGGUGAGACUCCAGCUAAGCGGGCGGGGACGGAGGAGGACAUGGUCGGAACUGCGUUAUGGCUCUCAAGCAAGGCAGGGUCUUUCAUGGAUGGUAAAGUGGUCCGAGUCGAAGGCGGCCGUCUCUUAAUUCUCAAGGGCGUCACGUCAAAUUCCGAUUAA
Thyridium curvatum is the source of this 876-nucleotide messenger RNA. RefSeq lists its product as uncharacterized. The transcript is spliced from 4 exons. The record is from RefSeq and is a predicted model, not a curated record. Lineage: Eukaryota; Fungi; Ascomycota; Sordariomycetes; Thyridiales; Thyridiaceae. Bases 1 to 876 code for a protein of 291 amino acids.